This is a messenger RNA of Camponotus floridanus (Florida carpenter ant), 4053 nucleotides long. Its product is annotated as trichohyalin-like. The transcript has 5 exons. The record is from RefSeq and is a predicted model, not a curated record. Gene Ontology annotation, molecular function: catalytic activity. Lineage: Eukaryota; Metazoa; Arthropoda; Insecta; Hymenoptera; Formicidae. Bases 1 to 4053 code for a protein of 1350 amino acids.
AUGCAGAGUGAAGACAGGGAAGAGACACCGAAGAAGAACGAAACAAGGAACGAGGAACAGGAGGAAGUAACCAGAGGGGAAGAGGGUGAAGAGGAAGAGACGUUCGGAACACCGUUAGUGGAAAGAGGGAAAAAAGCGAACUCAUUCACUGCGGGGGAGAGAAGUGCAAGAAGGAGGGGAAGACCGAGAAAGGGGGCAGAAUACACACGGGAUAUUGGUGAGUUUUUGAAUAGGAGUUCAAGCAAAAGGAAAAUACUGGAAAGCCCGGAAGGGAAUAAGGACCUGCGGAAAAAAAAGUGCGAAGAAGAAGAGAAGCAAGAAGAAGGGAAGAACAAAAAAAAGGAAGAAGAGGAGACAGUAAAAGAUUUGCUAAAGGAGUCUGAAGAUAGGAAAAAAUUAAACAGAUCACCAAGAAGAGACAGAAUAGUUCAAGCAGAAAGAGAAAAUCCUGUGACAGCACAGGAAAUCGAUGCACUAAACGAAGAGUGGAGAGAGAAAACAGAGUUGAAUUCAGAAAAGGAGCGGUCUGAGGGAGAGAGAGAGAUGGAGGAGAACUUGAUGGAAAAGAUAAUGGUCGAACUAAGGGAGAAAAAAGCGAUGCAAAAGGUUGAAGAGGAAAUAAAGAAGAUGAAGGAGGUGGAGAGAAAGGAUGAGGAACAAGAGAGGAAACAAGAGGAGAAGAAAGAAAAGAAGAAUCAGGAUAAGGACAUGGAGGAAAAAAGGUGGGAAGAAUGGAACAGGGAAAUAAGGAAGAAAAACAUCAUUAUAACAGGAAUAAAUAUAAAGGAGGAGAUAAGAAAAGAAAUGGUGGAAGAAUGGCUUAAGAAGGAGUUAGGGAUAGAAACCAGGCUGAUAAAGAUUUGGAUAAUAAAAGGAAGAAGAGGAUUAGUAGGGGCGCAGUGCAGCAGCAGAGAAGAAAAGGAAAAGAUUAUGGAGAAUAAAAACAGACUAAAAGGAACCAAAAUAUACAUAGAUCACGAUCUCACAUUCAAAGAAAGGAGGAACAGAGAAAUAGUAUGGAAAAAGGCACGAGAAUAUAAAGAUGAAGGAUUGACAGAGAAUAAGGAGGAUAAAUUAGAGUAUAUAAAGAGAUUUGAUAUAAUAGGAUUAGUAGAAACUUGGAUAAUAAAAGAGAAAGAAGAGUGGAUUAAAGAAAAGCUUAAAGAUUUUGAUAUAGAAUGCGUAGAAGCAAGAAAAGAUAAUAAGAAGGGAAGAGCGAAGGGAGGAAUAAUCUUAGGCAUAAGAAGAGGAUUAAUGGACGCACAAAGGAGAUUAAGAGCGACAGAAGAAGUAAUAGCAGUAGAAGUGAAAAAGAAGGAAAAAACCUACAGGAUAAUUGUCACAUACAUGAAUGAGAAGAAAAAGGAAAACUGGAAAGAAAUCAAGAAAGUUUUGGAAGACAAUGAGAGGACGAUAACUAUAAUUGGAGGAGAUUUCAAUGCGAGGAUAGGAGAAGAAGAAGGAUGGUUAGAGGAAGAAGAAACUUUCAACCUAAGAAGCGAAAUGGAGAAGGAAAGAAAUAGAAAAUCAAGGGAUAAAACAGUUAACAAAGAAGGAGAAAAAAUGUUGGAGGAAGUAAGAAAUAAUGGAUUGUAUAUAGUAAACGGUAACAUGAAUGGAGACGAAGAAGGAGAAUUUACACAUAUAGGCCCAAGAGGAAUGACAACGAUUGACUACCUGUUAACGAAUAUAAGCGGGAAAGAAAUUAUACAGCGCAUGAAAAUUGGAGAAAAAAUAGAGUCAGAUCAUAUGCCAAUAGAAGUAACAUGGAAGGAAAAAACAGAAGAGAGAAGAAUGGAGAUAAGGAAAGAAAUAACGGAUUGGACACAGGAAGGAAUCAGAAAAUAUCAAGAAAACCUAAAGGAAGAAGAAAUAGUUAGGGCAAAAAACUGGAAAGAACUAAAAGGAAUAAUAAAGAAAGCUAUACCAAAAAAGACAAUCGAAGAAAAAGUUAGGAAAGAAAGAUGGUACGAUAAGGAAUGCAGACAGAAAAAGAGGAAACUGAAGAAUUUACUAAAGCUCUGCAAGAAGGAAGGAAAAGGGCAGAAGAGAUUUUAUGAAGCAAGAAAAGAAUACAAGAAACUACUGAAGGAGAAGCUAGAGAAGGAAGGAGAAAAAAUUAUAGAAGAAAUGAGAAGGGAUAAAACGGAGAAGAAGUUUUGGGAAAUCGUAAAUCAAAAUAGGAAAAGAAGAGAAGGAAUAGACGAAAACAUAAGAAGAGAAGAUUGGAUGAAACACUUUACAAAACAGUUAGGAGGAACAGAAAUAGAUAUAGGUGAGGAGGGAGAGAGAACUGAGGAGGUGAUCAAUGAGGAACUGGAAAAAGGCGGAAACAGAGGAGCGGAUUGCAGGAUAACAGAAGAGAUUACAGAAGAGGAAAUUGAAGUGACAAUAAGGAAGCUAAAAAAGAAGAAGGCAGUAGGGCCAGACGGAAUAGGUAACGAGGCAUGGAUCUACGGAAUUGAAAAGCUAAGAGGAAAAAUGAAGGAAAUUUUAAAUAAAAUGUGGAAUGGAGGAAAGUUAACAAAAGAAUGGAAGGAAGAAGAGAAAAAAGGUCUUAGUGAGACUCAAUUAGGAUUUAGGAAGGAAAGAGGCACAAUUGAUGCGGUAUAUAUCCUAAAGAAUGCGAUAAAUGAAUCAAUAAGAAGAGAAAAAGGAAAGUUAUACGUGCUAUUCGCAGACAUGAAAGGAGCAUUUGACAGACUAAAAAGGGAAGAAAUUUGGAACAUGCUGGAGAAAAUAGGUAUAGAAGAAAAUAUAACGGAAAGAAUAAGGGACAUAUAUACAGGAACAAAGAGCACAAUAAAGAUAAAGGAGAAAAGAGUAGGAUCAAUGAAACUGAAGAAAGGAGUCAGACAAGGAUGCCCCCUCAGCCCGACCUUGUUCAAUGUGAGCCUUGCGGAUUUGGAAGAGGAGAUGAGAAAAGUACAAGAAGGAGGCGCAGUAUUAGGGAGAAAGAAAAUUUACUCACUGUCAUAUGCAGACGAUGUUGCACUAAUGUCCACUACGCCAGAAGGGCUAAAAGAGAUGAUAGAGAGAUUGGGAAAGUAUUUGGAAAAAAAAGGCUUGGAAUUGAAUACGGAAAAGUCAAAGAUAAUGGUGUUCAGAAAAGGACAAGGAAGGAGAACCAGAUUAGAAUUCAAAUGGAAAGAGGAAGUAAUAGAAGAAGUGAAAGAAUUUACAUAUCUGGGAUACAUAAUGAAGGGCAACAACAGUGAUGAAGGACAAAUUAAGAAGCUAGAAGGUAAAGCUAAAAGCGUAGUAGGAAGAAUUUGGAGCAUAGGAGAGAGGAAAUUUAAAGAAGAUUGGGAUAAAAGGAUGAGAUUAUUCGAUGCACUAAUAGAAUCAGUAAUAAUGUAUGGAGCCGAAAUUUGGGGGUGGAAAGAAAGGAAAGAACUUGAAAGAAUACAAAGGAAAUAUAUUAAAUGGGUGCUAAAGCUUGACAAGAAUACACCGGACUACAUAGUGAUGAAAGAAACAAACAGGGAUGAUUUAAUAAUUAAGACAGGAAAAAGAGCAUUAAAAUAUGAAGAAAAGUUGGAAAAACAAGAAAGAAACACGAUCCUGGGAGAAUACUGGAAAAUACAAGAGAGAAGAAGAGAAGAAAAAAGCCAAGAAGACAAGAGAGAAUUCUUGAAGAAAAGAGGAUGGUCAAUAGAAAAGUAUUGGGAAAAUAAAGGUAGGAAAGAGUCAGUGUGGCAAAGAUUGGAGGAGAAAGGCAGGGAAAUACAGACAAAUUAUAGAGAAGAAAGGAUAAAGGAUUCAAGAUACGCAGAAGAGAUCAGGGAGGUACUCUUGGAAGAACACGGAAGGAGAUACAUGGAGAGAGGCCAAAGACUAAGAAAAGAUGAAUUAAGUACGGUGGCUAGGUUUAGAACAGGAAAUGAAAGCAGAAAGUGCAUGUUCUGGCUAAAAGAAGAGGAAAGGUUGUGCAGAUUAUGCGGCAAAGAAGAGGAAAGCUACGAGCAUGUAUUUGAAAACUGUGGAAAGAUACACGGUGUGCCGCGCAAUGCUUCGCAUGAACUUGGCGCGAGACACUACCGUGUCUCUUGA